Molecule: messenger RNA, 6582 nt
Organism: Plectropomus leopardus (leopard coralgrouper)
Lineage: Eukaryota; Metazoa; Chordata; Actinopteri; Perciformes; Serranidae
Gene: fhip1aa
Product: FHF complex subunit HOOK interacting protein 1Aa
Source: RefSeq, a predicted model, not a curated record
GUGUGUGUGUGUGUGUGUGUGCGCCGCGGACCAGGUUAAGUAGCCCGGUACAUGUAUAAUACCUCCGCGUACGAUUAUGAAACGGGGAAAUUAUGAAACUGUGACAAAGAAAGACGCGGUUGUUUUUGGCUGAGAGGACGAACCGAGUGUGUUUGUGGUUAAACCUGCCGGACGACGCUGUUCAAACUGCUGUGCGCUCUUUACCGACCAACCGGAGGAUCCGUCUGACGGCUGGCAAGGACGUUCUUGUGGUUGGUGCAAAACUUUGGUCCAGACGCCAUCAUCAGACAGGACAAGAAUGAGGUCCUCGUCUGUUUAGCGACCCCUCCCCAUUGAAGAUGGUUCAGCAAAGGACCUCUGUGAUUAUGCUUCCUCCUGUGGUUAUGGUUGCACCCAGUAAGCAGUCAGGAAUGUCCUCCUUCUCCUGCCUAUGACAUGGUUUAACUCGCAUAUGAUCCGGUCACCAUGAUGGCCUCCAUGGUUGCCAAUGGAAACCGAGAUGAUGGGCAGUCUCUGGUGUUGAAAGGGGUGGAUCCAGAGACCUGCAUGAUAGUGUUCAAGAACCACUGGGCUCAGGUGGUGAAGAUCUUAGAAAAGCAUGACCCCCUGCGCAGCAGCUCCACCCUGCCCUCCCUGGGUGUCAUCAACCUCAGCGCGGGCUCCAGCCCUCGUUUCGGCCCCAUCCCCGGAGACGAGGCGAGCGCCGUGCAGAACUAUGUGGAGCACAUGCUGUUCCUGCUGAUGGAGGAGGAGAGCGGUCAGGCUGGUGCCAUGGGCCCCAUCCUGGAGUUUGUAGUGAUGGAGAACGUGAUGGAGCGUCUCUUUGUGUGGAGCCUCCGCAGGGAGUUCACAGAUGACAUGAAGCUGGAGCAGCUAAAGAUGUACGAGAUGCUGGUGGGCCAGGCGCACCAGCCCCUGCUGCAUCACAAGCCCAUCCUGCGACCGCUCAUGAUGCUGCUGUCGUCCUGUUCAGGCACCGCGACGCCACAGGUCGAAGCUGAGCUGGUGCUGCUGCUCAACCAGCUGUGCUGCGUUCUGGCGAAGGACCCUUCGAUUCUGGAGCUAUUUUUCCACACCAGUGAGGAUCAGGGAGCCACCAACUUCCUCAUCUUCUCCCUGCUCAUCCCUUUCAUUCACAGGGAGGGCACAGUGGGCCAGCAGGCCAGAGACGCACUACUGCUCAUCAUGUCGCUGUCUGCGGAGAACGAGCGCGUGGCCAAACACGUCGCAGAGAAUACCUACUUCUGUCCGGUUCUGGCCACAGGGCUGAGCGGCCUCUACUCGUCUCUGCCCACAAAGCUGGAGAUUCCCAACGAGGAGUGGCAUUGCCUGCACAGAGAGGACUGGCUCCAGAUGCCGUCCCUCGUCCAGUUCCUCAACUCGCUGGAGUUCUGCAACGCUGUUAUUCAGGUGGCCCAUCCUGAUAUCAGAGACCAGCUAGUUAGUUACAUCUACAACGGGUUCCUCGUGCCUGUCCUAGCACCAGCUCUCCACAAGCUGACCGUAGAGGAGGUGAUGACUACCACAGCAUACCUCGACCUCUUCCUGAGGACUGCGUCUGAGCCGGCCCUGCUGCAGACUUUCCUGUCUUUCAUCCUCCUCCACCGUCACGAGAGUGUCCACAUUUUAGAUACUCUGGUCAGCCGCAUCAACACCCCCUUUCAGUUGGGCACCGUGUCACUGGCACUUUUCCGCACUCUCAUCAGCUUAUACUGUGAAGAUGUGAUGCUGCAGCUCGUACUGAGGUACCUGAUCCCCUGUAAUCACAUGAUGUUGAGUCAGAGACGUGUCGUGGGGGAGAGAGACUGCUACUCAGUGUCAGCAGCCAAGAUCCUGGCAUUAACGCCCUCCUGCUGCUCUCCUGAUCACAGCCCCCCGCCCCUCCGACAGCUGGACUCCAUCCUCUUUUGCAAGGGCGGGGAGACUCCCAACAACACCAGCACCACGGAGGAAAAUGAGAGCUUCUUAGAGGAGGAUGAUGGCUCAGGUAACUCCUGCACCAUCGGCUCAGAAAUAUACCUGGAUGUCAGUUAUCUUCAUUACCUCUACGACGCCCGUCAAAGCAUCAGCAGCUGCCUACGAGCCUGCCAGGUUUGGUCAGCCCCAUACGAUGGCGAGGACCCCCCUCCUGAGAAAUACCAGCCCGGCGUCCUCGAGGAACCUCUACUGAAGAUUCGACAAACCCAGAUAGCUUUCAAAAGAGUGCCACAGCUGGCAGCGCCUCGCCCUCGAACCAGCACGCCACCGAACACGGAGCCACCCUCCGUCACUCAGCUGGAGCUGGAGUGGGAUGAUAGUUACGAUGCGUGCCCGGUGCAGACCGCUGAGGCUCCUGCGGAGAGUAAACCUCCGCAGGAGCCUCCUGCUGAGCCCCCAAAGCACAUCCAGGAGAUGAGGAAAACGGCCAUCAUGUUGGUAAAAGGCUCAUAUAUUGAGGAAAGUGAGUUCCAGGACGACGUCAUGGUGUACGAUCUUGUUGCCAAGAAAGACGCCAAAGAUGUCGAACGCGUAAAGCUCAAAUCCAAAAGGUCUGAAUCAGAGGAAAACCAACUAGGCUCAGCAGAAGUUCCCCUAAAAAACGGACUCAGUGUGACACUUCCAACCUCUGUGAUGGCUGAUAAAAACAGCGUGGACUCAAAGGUCAUAGGUCAGACAGAUUGCAAUACCCAACUCCAAAUCACCACAGCUGCAGCGGCGGGUGAUGACUUAUUGGCUCAGUAUGAGGAGCUCAUUCGUGCGUUGGACACUCAAGCAGGUGGAAAACAGGUCAAACCUGAUGGAGAGCUGAAGAAGCCAGUCACACCUGCAGAGGAAGAGGAGGAGGAGAUGGAUUUCACCUCCUUCUCUGCUGAGACACCAGAGCCAGAGAAAAUGCAAUCACCAUUUGGGGUCAAGUUUAGCAGCGGGAGUGCAGGAAGAAGCCAGUCAGUGCCUUUUACUGGUCCAUUUGUCAGUGUGCUGUUGUCUCGUCUGGAGAACAUGCUAUCUAAUUCGCUUCAUGUCAACUUGUUGUUGACGGGCAUCCUGGCCCAGUUGGCGGCCUACCCUCAGCCUCUGCUGCGCUCCUUCCUGAUCAACACCAACUUGGUCUUUCAGCCGACUGUUCGCUCUCUUUACCAGGUACUGGCCACUGUGAAGAACCAGAUAGAAGAGCUGGCUGCCACCAGAAAAGACUUUCCACAGCUGAUCACUGCCGCCCAACACUGGCUGCUGGCCCGGGAGACGUUGUUCACAGCAGCAGACAAAAGCAGCGGCAGAAGCUCAACCCACGGCGAGGCGGUAAGUUUGUUGAAAAACUCACCACCCCCCAAACCCAAAGCCAUCUCUCUGGAUCGGACAGAGGUCUUCGCUACCGUCCUCUUCACGGAGUUCCUCAAAGAACUGGCCGCCAUUGCACAAGAGCACUCCAUCUUAUCAUACAUUCCUAUGGAAGAGUGAUCGAGUCAAGUUUAACUCUCAAAGACUUUAAAAGACUCUCUUUUAAUGAUGGUUUUCUAUUUUUUUGUCCUUUUCAGGCACUACUUGAUGAAGAAACCUGUCAGAUUUAGUGAUUUAUACAACUAUUUUUAAAAAAUCAUAGCGUAUUUAUUUUCCCAAGCAAAGAUAAUCAAUUUCUUGUUGUUUUUUUUUUUAAAUUUCAUCUUUCUCGUUCUGUCAAGUUUUGUUUGGCAGCCUAGAAGGCAGCCCAAACUUUGACCUGCUUGCUGAAACCUGCACCAGCCGCUAAUGCUCGUUAGAGCGAGCUCCAGGUCCACUAACCAAAGACUACAGAGAGAUGAUUUUGACAAAAACAGCAAUCAUCGGCCCUUAUCUGAACUCCAGGGCUCUGCCCUUUUUCUGAAUGUCUUCUACAAACCAGCUUCAGUCACAGAGAUGUUCGCUGCUCAGUGCAGAUCUGUUAAAUACUCAGGUGGCCUUUCAGGAGAGUUGCUAUCUCUUUGCCAUAUGAUUAUACACCAUAUCUCAGCACCACGUGGAGCCUCUGUCGCUUUCAGAGGGCAGGCCUUUGAAUUAGCAGCAUAAAAAUGUAAUUGCAAAAUUAACAGCCGGCCUGCACGGCAGGUAUCAUCACGCAUCCAUGCAACUGUUACGUGACAACAUUUUUCUGUCAACAGGUGGGUCACUUCUGUUUUUAAAGUUCGGUGUUUCCACAUACUCUGUGUGUAUUAGGUGACCAUUUGUUUUGCUGUUUUUCUAUUAAUUCAUGAUGGUACCUCAGGACUCUUUUUUUUCUCAGUGUAUGUUUUGCUCUCUCAGCUCUUAAACAAACUUUCGGUGAAGCAAUUCUCUUACAGUGCACUAGUUUAUCACAUUAACGGGCUCAGCAUGUUCAUCAAAGCAGAACCCCCGAAACCAGAGCUAUAAAACAUGCUAUAUUUAACUUGCCUUUCUUUAGUGAUGCUUUGUGAUGUACAUAUUUAAAGAGAGAUGUUGUAAUGACACAGAACACUAUGCAAGUCAAGGAUAUUUUGGGUAUAGUUAAGUUUUGGAUAUUUUCAGAAUGGGGAGGGGUAUUUAAGCUUUUAUGAGAGUUUCUAUUGCCAUAUUUUUGUUCACGAGGUUUUAGUAGAGGCUAGUCGUUAUGAUUUGUCAUCCUCUGUUUAGAGACUGUGUAGGGUGUUGUUUUAGCUGCGAUAUAUCUGAAAUAUCACCGUUGGGAGAGUUGUUGUUUUGCAUCUUACCGAUGGUUACCAAGGGGCAAACUCUUGUAAAUCGCCAUUAUUUUAGUCCAGACUAUUUCACAUGGUGGUUAAAUUGCAAUAAUACAAGAGAUUUACUUUGUUACAAAGCAUGCCUCUGCUGUCGAAAUGAAUUUACCAGGACAGAAAUGUUUAAUAAUUAGUGCCUAAAUUAUGAUUUUCGGUUCACAUUAUUGCCUGAUUGCAAAUGGAUUUACACACGAGUGAUAAAAAAAGAUAAAAACAUAAUUAGUGAUUUUUUUUAAUGUAUUUUUUUUACAUGAAGCUGUCCAUUGUCACAGUGUUAUGGAAAGGUCAUAGGGACUGAGGACGUGCAACACAUAUUGUUCUGUCCCAUUAUUUCUGGUGCGUUCUGUUUUUAUAUUAACUCCACAGAAAACACUAACACUGCUCUCAAAAUAAUUAUUUGUUUCUCAAGCAAAUUAAUUUAUUCUAGAUGUAAAAAAAAAUCAAUUAUCAUCCAUUCAAAAUGUGUUAAUAUAAUUUGGACAUUUAUAAUUUGUAGCUUACAUUUUUACUAGAUUUUGAAUUUAUAUAGACAAAAAAUGUCAGAAAUGAUGAGAACUUGAUCUAAGGAAAAGUAAAUGUACUUUUAUGAAAACACAGUUUUAGGACAUCUGGUAGUCUUGUAAACAGCACUCAUCAUCUCAUAAGUCCAGAAAAUAAGACUAAGAAUUGUGUUUAAAUCUGGAUUUGAAUCUAUUUUUUGUUCCUAUUUAAAUCCAUUCACUUUCUACUUGAUGCUACAUAGGCAGUAGAUGAUACAGUGGGAUCUUUGUGUACUCAUUUUGACAAAAACUUCUUGGAAAUGUAUAUUUGUUUCAAUCAAAGCCAUUUUUAAGAGUUUGUUGAAUAAGUAUUUCUCUCUGGUAAAAGAAUGUCGCUGAGCACUUUAUCAGCCUUUUCAUACUGCAGUGUCACUCUGUUCUGCUGACACCUCGACCAGCACAGACUCAUUCAGUCUGUAACACACAUGAAACAGUGUAACUAUCACUGUUUCAGCUGCAUUGUGGCAUGAAGACGGGUAUUAUAAGUAAGCUUAUAGUCCGGUUUCUGUCUCAGUGGGUUGUUGUUCCAAAGAUUCAUCUGUUCUGACACCAUUUGGCCUCAAAGUUUUCUGUCCAAGAUGUGAUCAGGUUGCUGAUUGUUGCUGAUGUCUGAGACACAAAGGCAUGCCUCUUUUAAUUAAGUCAACCUCUGGUAAAUAAACCUGGAUGCCUGGAAUGUGUUGACUUUUUCCCCUCCACUCUUCCAAAAUAAGAAAGGUUUUCAAAACAUAACCCAGCUGCUUUACCCAGCAGGUUUCACCUGACACGAUCAAUAUAUUCUUUCCUUUCUGCCAGAGGUGGUUUGUGGCUGUUUGUUUUAUAGACGUUGACGUCAUCAUUUAAUACACAAUUUCGUUCCGGACAGCCUGUCCCCCAGAGAGACUUUGUUUAAAACUGGCUCUUGUUCUUGUAAACAAAAGAGUUUUUUUAAAUGUAUUUUUUAACAAAACAUUAUUUUAAAUUUGAGUAGCUACUUUGUCAGGAGAUAGGGAAAAAAAUGUGCAUCCAUAUAGAGGAGUCAAAAAAAAAAUAUUAAAAAAACAAAGCUCAUAGCCAAAUUCCAAAUUAGAAUUACUACAGCACCUCAUCACCGUGGUAAUCUAAAAGUAUUUAUUUUAGAUUACCAAAUUAUUAUUUUGCUAUUAUUUUGCCAUUGAGUAUAUUUCAUUAACUUGUCCUGUCACUGAUGUACUUGUAGAUGUCAGUGGUUUGAGCCAAGAUAAAGUUGUCUUUUUUUUGCCUGGAAUUUAGUUUUAAAAAAUGAGACUUAUCUUGAAUUACUACAUUAAAGUAAACUGCAGUUAACAAACCAUUAAAGGCAAGAAGCAAACUGA